Messenger RNA from Daldinia childiae, 1230 nucleotides. RefSeq names its product Regulatory protein LEU3. Lineage: Eukaryota; Fungi; Ascomycota; Sordariomycetes; Xylariales; Hypoxylaceae. Bases 1 to 1230 code for a protein of 409 amino acids. Gene Ontology annotation, molecular function: transcription cis-regulatory region binding; DNA-binding transcription factor activity, RNA polymerase II-specific. The record is from RefSeq and is a predicted model, not a curated record. Gene Ontology annotation, cellular component: nucleus. Gene Ontology annotation, biological process: regulation of DNA-templated transcription. The transcript is spliced from 4 exons.
AUGGCCCUUCUCGCGUUGCAGGAAAGCGAUAGCCCCAUAGAGACUCUCCAAGGCAUCAUUCUCUUAUGCCACUGGCCCGUGCCGACAACUUCGAUGUACAAAGACAUGACCCAAUUGCUAAGCGGCGCUGCCCUACAUCUCGCUAUGCAGAUUGGUCUUCACAUUGUAGGUACUGGUCAAGACUUUGCUCGUACCGUCUUACCUUCGAAUGCCGACCAUUCUUCCAGAGUUUUUAGAGCCCAGCUGUGGAUCCAAUGUCUCAUCACAUAUCAUAGCACGAGCUUGCGUCAGGGAAUCUUACCGUUGAUUCCUUUAGACUCUCCCCAAAUGAGGCUCUCAAAUGCAGAUCUCCCUGCGCAGUUUCUAGAUGAUCUCAGGAUUCACCAAAAGAUGCACAACAUCUUGAUGGCGGCGACCAGCUCUUUAGUGAGGCUAAUCCCUCCAGUUGGAUCUAACUCCCAGUCCAAACUGAACCCCUUUAUUAGCCUUUAUGACGCACAAUUUCAACAAAUAGCAGCGGAUAUCAGGUCUAACAUAUAUACGAUAUACCUUUACUGCUAUCGCAUUCAUCUCCUAUCAUAUCACUUCCUAGAUUGCCCUAGUCCAAAUCAUGAUGGUUUAAUUAAUCUUUAUAUUAUAUCCUGCAAACUAUUCGAGUCUUUGACUUCUCAGGAUGAGUCCACUGAGUUUUCCAGGGCGUGUCCAGAGUUUAUCUACAAGACGACACUCCUCGCUGCCAUAUCUAUUCUUAAAAUCCAGAAGAGCGAACUGGUGUGUCACGUUAACUCUGCAUCGGGCGAAAAAGCUUACUUUUCGGCCAUCUAUCUUUGCCAGAGAGCAUCCUUUCAAAGCGAUGAUCUCGGUGCACGAGGCGUCACUAUCCUCGGACAGAUGUGGACGAGCAAGAACAUGUACCGCCGACCAGAUGGACGCAUCGAUAGCCUAAGUACUCGUAUACGGAGUAGGCUAUCCAUGAGCAUUGUCUUUGAUAGUUUCUGGUGGUGGCGGGUUGAGUUUAAUGGGCAGACAAGCCCUUAUCCGGAACAGAACCAAAUUUCGUCUGUGCAAUUAGAUACCGCAGCGCAUUCGAAUGCGACCCAACCCGAAGCGUCCAUGACAACACAAGCUAUAGACUUUCCUAUCCCCGGUAACAUAGACAUCAUGCCAUUGGAUGAGCCCUUCCCCGACUUUGACUGGGCUGUCAAUUUCGAGUUUUUAGAACCAAACUAG